AUGUCUGCUAAGGAUGACUUCUCCUGGAAUGUGAUGCUUUCAGCAUAUGUUAAGAAUGAGAGAAUUGAGGAGGCUUUUCAGUUUUUUGAGUCAAGAUCAGACUGGGAUGAGGUUGCCUGGAACACAAUGAUUUUAUGUCAUGUCAUGCGUGGAAAUAUGUCAGAAACUAGGAGAUUGUUUGACAAACUUGGAGAACGUAAUGUGAUCGCGUGUACAACAACGAUAAGCCCUGUCUCUUACAAUGCUAUGAUUUCUGGGUAUAUGUGGAUGGGAAAACUUGACGAUGGAAAAGAACUCUUUGACAAGAUGACUGAAAAGAACUUGAGAUCUUGGAAUGUAAUGCUCAGUGGAUAUGUUAGGAACAACAGGUUUGGGGAUGCCCAGAAAUUUUUUGACUUAAUUCCUGAAAAGGAUGUUGUUCCGUGGAUUUCCAUGUUAAAAAGGUAUGCUCAGAAUGGGUAUGUUGAUGAGGCAAAGAAUAUUUUUGAUAGGAUGUCUGCUAAGGAUGACUUCUCCUGGAAUGUGAUGCUUUCAGCAUAUGUUAAGAAUGAGAGAAUUGAGGAGGCUUUUCGAUUUUUUGAGUCAAGAUCAGACUGA
Molecule: messenger RNA, 597 nt
Organism: Gastrolobium bilobum
Lineage: Eukaryota; Viridiplantae; Streptophyta; Magnoliopsida; Fabales; Fabaceae
Product: pentatricopeptide repeat-containing protein At4g02750-like
Exons: 2
Coding region: 1-597 (198 amino acids)
Molecular function (GO): protein binding
Source: RefSeq, a predicted model, not a curated record